AGCCGGCUUCGUCUGUUCGCUUCAUUUUACAUCCCUCAGCUCAUCUACCGUCUCCACAUUAACGUUUCAUCCUCAUGGCUGCUUCUUUGCUACUCCGGGGGCAUCCUCUCCUGCGGUUUGGGCUCUGGCAUCGCGGGCUUUGCUCUGGGGUCGUGCAGGUGACUCGCCGCUCUUGCUGCACUGCGACGGCGGCGUCUACUCCACCGGACGGGAGCUUAACAUCUGCUGAAAAUACUGCAUCAGUGUCGAGUGCCAGUCAAUCAACGAAGUACCAAAGAUGGUGUGAGCCUGAUUAUCGAAAGUGGAAAGACCAGGAAGACGAAAUUCUCAGCGAUGUCGAGCCUGUCAUGUCCCUCACUAAAGAGAUUCUCCACUCCAAUAGGUAUGUGGAUGGGGAGCGAUUGACAUCAGAGGACGAGAGAAUUGUGGUUGACAGGCUUCUAGCUCAUCAUCCACAUGCUGAAGAUAAAAUUGGUUGUGGACUUGAAUUCAUUAUGGUUGAUCGACACCCCCAAUUUCGGUACUCAAGAUGCCUCUUUGUUGUAAGGACUGAUGGUGGAUGGAUCGACUUCUCGUAUCAAAAGUGUCUUCGUGCAUAUAUCCGAAGUAAAUAUCCAUCAUAUGCAGAGAUGUUUAUUCGAGAACAUUUCAAACGUGGUAGUUGAUGAAUGUGUGCUAUUGUUGAUGCUGUGAGCUGUGAUCUGAAUUUGUUUUGAUCAAGAAAGAUGUAUGAAUGAUUAAAUCAAUUCUUCAUGGUUCGGUGACCUGCAAGAAGGAAAAAUGUACGGAUUGUCAAUGUAAUAGAUAGCAUGUCCUGGACGCACUGCACAGUUUUUAAGAAUGAGAAGAAUCGAUGAUCAUUGAAGUGAACCUUCACUUUAUUGACUUGCA
Cucurbita maxima (winter squash) is the source of this 891-nucleotide messenger RNA. Its product is annotated as protein DCL homolog, chloroplastic-like. Gene Ontology annotation, cellular component: chloroplast. The transcript has 3 exons. The record is from RefSeq and is a predicted model, not a curated record. Bases 75 to 665 code for a protein of 196 amino acids. Lineage: Eukaryota; Viridiplantae; Streptophyta; Magnoliopsida; Cucurbitales; Cucurbitaceae. Gene Ontology annotation, biological process: chloroplast rRNA processing; chloroplast organization.